Molecule: messenger RNA, 2752 nt
Organism: Haplochromis burtoni (Burton's mouthbrooder)
Lineage: Eukaryota; Metazoa; Chordata; Actinopteri; Cichliformes; Cichlidae
Product: guanine nucleotide-binding protein G(i) subunit alpha-2
Exons: 9
Coding region: 648-1715 (355 amino acids)
Biological process (GO): gamma-aminobutyric acid signaling pathway; adenylate cyclase-modulating G protein-coupled receptor signaling pathway
Cellular component (GO): heterotrimeric G-protein complex
Molecular function (GO): GTP binding; G protein-coupled receptor binding; GTPase activity
Source: RefSeq, a predicted model, not a curated record
CGCUGUCUGCCUGUCGGUCGUAGGGGAACUUCACGGGUGUGGCGAACGUGGUAAAUCUCUUCGCAGGGAAAGAAUGCGGAUCGGCAACUCGGAUUAAAGCAAUAUAUAAAUAUUUUUUUGUAGAAAAAAUAGAAAUAUUCACAGACAAGUGUGGUAUGCAUCCGGUAGCGUAACUGGCAGCAGGAAUCUGUGUGCUCGGUUUUCCACAGCUGGAAUACUUUUUUUUUCUAACUUCGCGGUAAUUUUUCGGGCGUUUAACCUGCUCUGAUGAAAUACCGUAGAGAGCAGCUAAAAGUCAACGAAAAAAGUUGCUAAGCCUUUUUUUUUCAGGCAGCGUUACCCACGUUAAAAAUCUUCCAAAUGCGGACAAACUAAAUAACAAACGUGCGUAUCUUUGGGAAAUUCAUACGUUAGUUAGAAAACCGAGUUCAUUUGGGAAAUAAUUUGUCUUUUUUAAUGAUUUUGGUCCCUUCUAGCGGAUGAACGGUCUCCGUUACGUUUUUCGCCACUCAUCAAAAAAGGGAACUCGCCUCGCUUAACUUCAGCCCUUGUUUUUAAGAAAAGGGGGUCAGCCGUUAGUUGUUGUUUUUUUUUCCCAGGUGUUAUUUUCCCACUAAGCAGCAGACCUGAAGCGUGCACUGGGAACCAUGGGUUGUACUGUGAGUCAGGAAGAUAAGUUGGCGGCCGAGAGAUCUAAAAUGAUAGAUAAAAACCUGAGAGAAGAUGGAGAGAAGGCGGCAAGAGAAGUGAAACUGCUCCUGCUCGGUGCUGGGGAGUCGGGGAAGAGCACCAUUGUGAAGCAGAUGAAGAUUAUUCACGAGGAUGGAUACUCAGAAGAUGAGUGUAGGCAGUACAGAGCGGUCGUCUACAGCAACACAAUCCAGUCCAUUAUGGCUAUCAUCAAAGCCAUGGCCAACCUCAAGGUUGACUAUGAGGAGUCUGCCAGAGCGGAUGAUGCUCGCCAACUUUUUGCGCUGUCAGGAGCGGCAGAAGAGCAGGGCACCCUGCCAGAGGACCUGUCCAACAUCAUCCAACGACUGUGGGCUGAUGGCGGUGUCCAGAGCUGCUUCACACGGGCCCGAGAGUACCAGCUAAACGACUCUGCAGCCUACUACCUUAAUGACCUGGAGAGGAUAGCCAAGCCAGACUACAUCCCCACACAACAAGAUGUGCUGCGGACUCGAGUCAAGACCACAGGCAUUGUGGAAACACAUUUCACCUUCAAGGACCUGCACUUCAAGAUGUUUGAUGUUGGAGGCCAGCGGUCAGAAAGGAAGAAGUGGAUCCACUGCUUUGAGGGAGUCACAGCCAUCAUCUUCUGUGUAGCCAUGAGUGCUUAUGAUCUGGUCCUAGCUGAGGAUGAAGAGAUGAACCGGAUGCAUGAAAGCAUGAAGCUCUUUGACUCAAUCUGCAACAACAAGUGGUUCACAGAGACGUCCAUCAUCCUGUUCCUCAACAAGAAGGACCUGUUUCAGGAGAAGAUUGCUCACAGCCCUUUGACCAUCUGCUUCCCUGAGUACACUGGCCCCAACACGUACGAGGAGGCCCAGACUUACAUCCAGACCAAAUUUGAGGAUCUGAACAAGAAGAAGGACACCAAGGAAAUCUACACCCACUUCACCUGCGCCACUGACACCAAGAACGUGCAGUUUGUGUUUGAUGCCGUCACCGAUGUCAUCAUCAAGAACAACCUGAAGGACUGUGGCCUUUUCUGAAAAUCAGUCUGAGAGUCGAGGAUUACUUGAACCGCUCUGACCAUAGCGAUGGGGGAUUAUACACGGAUCAUGAAUGACUGCACUGGCCAACCACGAUUUAUGCUUUGAUCUGCUUUUUAAAAAGACACCUAAGAGACUGAAAACCCGACGAGCCUUGCAGAUUUUCAACAAUUGCUGAUCCAGUUGCUCGUGUUAUUAACUCUUUUGGCUAUGACCACAAAAAUCAACAUCUAUUUUAUUUUUUUUCUUUAUUUUCAAUUGCUAAAGGAGGGGAAGUGUUUUCUUUUGCAUAUAUAUAUAUAUAUAUAUAUAUAUAUAUGCAUUCAUUUUACUUUUAGAAAUUCCAAUGUGCAAAUUAUUAACCUUUUAAUCACAUGAUGCUUAUUUUUUAAGAGCUGAAGCACAGGCAUGGACAUAAAAUAUGAUUCAUAAAAAAGUGCUUUUGUUAUAAUGUUUACAUCAGUUCAUCAUUCAUAGCAAAAAGUAUAUAUUCUGCAUGACUCAACUUGGCAAAUAUUAGCUCUGUAAUCCACACAAAGUAUGUAACAUUCCAACAAAAACAAAAAAAAAUAGGAAAAAAAAUUAAAAAGCUAAAAAAGAAAAAAUGGCUUCACCUGCUGGGGGGGAAAUUGUGGCUCAAUUCUAAACAAUAUUUAAAGUAUAUGUGUACCUAACAUUCUUUCACUUUUAUAGUAUCAUUUCCAUGUCUGUUGCAGUAUAUUUGUGCCUUGACUUCUGUUUACAACCAUUUCUUAGAAAUGCUUUCAGAACUGUUUGACCUACUGUGCUCUGCUGCCUAGAAUCUCUGAGUAGUAUUGUGAUUGUUAAUGAGAGACAAAAAUCUAAUUCCGUAAAGAGGUUAGUGUUUUUGGUAAAUAAUAAAAUGCUUUAAAAAUUCCUUUAUGAUUUAAUUUAAAUAAAAGUAGACAUCACCAGACUCGGUAUAUUGGGGUUUCCUGUCUGUUGUGUUACAUUAAUAUUGCUGCCAGUUCAUGUUUCAGGUGAUAACUGAAUAAAAUGUUCACUGAGAGCUUUGA